This is a messenger RNA of Cucurbita pepo subsp. pepo (vegetable marrow), 1418 nucleotides long. The record is from RefSeq and is a predicted model, not a curated record. NCBI's taxonomy places the organism in Eukaryota, Viridiplantae, Streptophyta, Magnoliopsida, Cucurbitales, Cucurbitaceae.
AGAGCGUAUGAACAUGAAGAGCAAUUUGGGGUCGAUCACGAGCUCCGAUCUUAUCGAUGCAAAGCUUGAGGAGCAUCAGAAGUGCGGAUCAAAGCAGUGCCCGGGUUGCGGGCACAAACUGGAACGGAGUGUGCAGGAUUGGUUAGGUCUACCAGCAGGAGUGAAAUUUGACCCAACAGACCAAGAACUGAUAGAACAUCUUGAAGCUAAAGUGGAAGCCAAAAAUGACAUCAAAUCUCACCCUUUGAUUGAUGAAUUCAUUCCUACACUUGAUGGUGAAGAUGGGAUUUGCUAUACUCACCCUGAAAAGCUUCCUGGAGUGACAAGAGAUGGGUUGAGCAGGCAUUUCUUCCACAGGCCGUCAAAAGCUUACACGACAGGAACAAGAAAGCGACGAAAAAUCCAAACGGAAUGCGACAUCCAAGGCGGCGGCGGCGGCGGAGGGGAAACACGGUGGCACAAGACCGGAAAAACACGACCGGUUAUGGUCAACGGCCGUCAAAAGGGCUGCAAAAAAAUCCUUGUUCUUUACACAAACUUCGGCAAAAAUCGAAAGCCUGAAAAAACUAAUUGGGUUAUGCACCAAUACCAUUUGGGCCAACACGAGGAGGAGAGAGAAGGAGAGCUUGUCGUUUCUAAGAUUUUUUACCAGACACAGCCACGUCAGUGCAACUGGUCCUCCUCCGACAAGGCCGCCGCCGCCGCCGCCGAGGUUACCGGCGACAAUGUUGUUCUUAGUAAAAGGGAGAAUGUGAGCGGGAGUUAUUCAUCUUCUCGGCAAAUGGCAACCCGCCAAAGAGACGAUAUAUCCCCAGUUGGCGGCGGCCUUUGUCCUCCGCCACAUUUCGCCGCCACUUACGGCGGAUUGGAUCAUAUUCAACCAUUCAAAGCCGACCAUUUUAGCUUUGGUCCCUACAGAAGAACCUUUGAUGAGACAGGGAUUGGAGAAGCUGCCCCCGGCGAGGGGAUCGGAGAUCAUCGCCACCACCAUUGUCACCAUAUUUCCGUGGCGACUACUGCAUUUCAAAUAACCCGUCCUUCAAAUCCAAUCUCCACGAUCAUCUACCCGUCUUCUCUCCACCAUUCCUCGAUCAUUCUCGACCAUGACUCGUAUCAAGUCUCACAAAACGAAAGCUUUCAGCAACAACAACAACAUCAUGAUAAGCUUGGAGGAAGGUCUGCUUCUGGUUUGGAAGAACUCAUAAUGGGCUGCUCUUCAUCUAACAUCAAAGAAGAGUCAACCAUGGGAAACAACUCUGAAGAAGCAGCAGAAUGGAUGAAGUUCUCUCCUUUCUGGCCUGAACCUGACAACCCAAAUCAUGAUUGAUAGAACCAAACCAGAAAACCAGACCAAAGCUUGUUCCUUAAACAGACAACAUUAUUAUCCUCAUCAUUAAAACAUCCUUAAGCUUCGAACC